Messenger RNA from Colletotrichum acutatum, 624 nucleotides. RefSeq names its product cyclophilin type peptidyl-prolyl cis-trans isomerase/CLD. The transcript is spliced from 3 exons. NCBI's taxonomy places the organism in Eukaryota, Fungi, Ascomycota, Sordariomycetes, Glomerellales, Glomerellaceae. Gene Ontology annotation, molecular function: peptidyl-prolyl cis-trans isomerase activity. Gene Ontology annotation, biological process: protein folding; protein peptidyl-prolyl isomerization. The record is from RefSeq and is a predicted model, not a curated record. Bases 1 to 624 code for a protein of 207 amino acids.
AUGUUCAGCAUUCAGAGACUCGUCUCUGCCCUCCUCCUCGCCGGAGUGGCUCUGGCCUUCUUCGCGCAGACCGCUGAGGCUGCUAAGGGUCCCAAGAUCACCCACAAGGUCUACUUCGACAUCACCCACGGCGAUGAGCCUCUCGGCCGCAUCACCAUGGGUCUGUACGGAAAGACUGUUCCCAAGACCGCCGAGAACUUCCGCGCUCUCGCCACCGGCGAGAAGGGCUUCGGUUACGAGGGCUCUACCUUCCACCGUGUUAUCAAGCAGUUCAUGAUCCAGGGUGGUGACUUCACCAAGGGCGACGGUACCGGUGGCAAGUCCAUCUACGGCGAGAAGUUCCCCGAUGAGAACUUCAAGCUUAAGCACUCCAAGAAGGGUCUCCUGUCCAUGGCCAACGCCGGCAAGGACACCAACGGCUCCCAGUUCUUCAUCACCACCGUCAUCACCUCUUGGCUCGAUGGCCGCCACGUCGUCUUCGGCGAGGUCCUCGAGGGCUUCGACGUCGUCGAGAAGAUCGAGCAGGCCCAGACCCAGCCCGGCGACCGCCCCGCCAAGACGAUCAAGAUCGCAAAGAGCGGAGAGCUGGAGGUGCCCCCUGAAGGUAUCCACGUGGAACUCUGA